CUUCGCCAGACAGUGUAGGAUGGAGCACUGCUCGCUGCGCCAAACCGUCUAUGGAAAGAAUCGUUUGAAGGGAUGACAGGCUUGAAUAAUAGACCUGCGGUGGUCAUUCUGGUGGACAGUUAAUCCUUGGGAAGGGCGAUACCCUCUUAAAUCUGUCAUAUCUCCUCCCAUGGAAGAGAGAUUGGCCCCCUAGAAAAUAGUCACAUCGUUUGUCGUGAAAGCCCUGUGGUCCCAGUUUCAUCACCUUUAACUUCCGCGAAUCAACCCAUUUGAGCUAAUCUUGAACGUUCUAUGCGACCGAAAAAACGAAAGCUGUGGAUGUGUUGGUUGGUCGGUCUGCUUGAGCCGAAGUAUGAUUUUUAAACUGAGAACACUGCAUGGGUUCACAUUAGCAGUGGAAAUUGUCAUGUGGGAAGUAGUUUUCGACUUUUCCUUACAUUUACACGAAGUACACGUUAGUGGACGAGUCAAUAGAGCGGAGUGGGGAGAUCGUUUUGCCAAAGCUAAUUGGUGUAACCCGAACUAGCACCAGUAUAUUUCCGAAAGAUAUUUUCUGGGAGCUCUCGCGUCCGUAGAAUUAUCUUUUCCAGGGAUAUCCUUCGACAAAUUCCUCACUCUCCAACAAAAAUUUCGCGAUCGAAACCGAAUCCUUGUGCUUUCACAGUGUGUUGUUUCUGGGUCUCUGUUACGCUCUGUCCCCCAAACAGUUUCUCUCGGCCUGGUGCAACCGCAGAUUGUUGCGCCAAAGAGAAUUUCCAACGAAGACAGAUGGCUAUGGCGGCGCCCUCAGGAAUGCUGAGCUCCAAGGCGCACUUGCGAGAGUACUUCUACGUCUCUUCUUCUAGCAUAAGUCGGUCUUCAGGUGCUGGAAAGAGCCUCCAAGUGUCCUUUGCGAAACCGUUAUGCACGUCUACUCAAUGGGCGAAUCUGAGAAAAAGGGGUUCAGUCCAUCCACGCCAAUGUGUUGCUCCGCAGAUGCAAUCUACAGACGCGGGAGCAAAGACAGAGGAAAAUGUAGAGGAGAAAACUGAAGAGUACAGUGCAACCAUGCAGCAAGCCAUGGGCACAUCACUGGAGUACAGGCAUGAGCUUGGGAUGAAUUACGCCCAUGUAUUGCCAGACCUCAUUGUGGGCUCGUGUCUUCAGACUCCUGCAGACGCAGACAAGCUGCAGAAUGCAGAUGUUGGAGUCGUAUUCUGUCUGCAACAGGAUCCCGAUCUUGCAUACUUUGGAGUAGAUCUUUCAGCCAUCCAACGUCGUGUGAAUGAACUUGAUGGGAUCACGCACUAUCGAUGCGAGAUAAGAGACUUCGACCCGUACGAUUUGCGGAUGCGGUUACCAGUAGCCGUGGCCAAACUGCACCAGGCAAUUGAAGCGAAUAAGGGGAAGACCGCUUACGUGCAUUGCACUGCUGGGCUUGGGCGGGCCCCUGGUGUUGCGCUUGCUUACAUGUAUUGGCUACGUGGAUUAUCACUCAAAGAAGCAAAUGUCCUUCUACAGAAAGUGAGGCGUUGCCAUCCAAAGCUCGACUCAAUUAGAGCUGCUACUGCGGAUCUGUUGACGGAUGGAGAAAAACAAGUUGUUGAGCUUCGCUGGUGGAGUGGACCUAAACACGUGGAGAUCGCAGGUCUCGAUAAACUUCCAUUGGAAUAUCGGCAAAAUGAAAACCAAUGGGUGCUAAGGCGGGAGGUGCCGGUUGGAAGAUACGAGUACAAGUAUGUCGUAGACGGCGUUUGGAUGACGAACUCUGAAUCUCCCAUGUCUCACCCGAACAGAGAAGGCCAAGUGAACAACGUUCUCGAGGUAACGGACAGUGGACAGAAUGUGACGACCAGAACAUUGCGGGAGCGAUUGAUGCAGGAAGAUGCUGAUCUUACUGCCGAAGAACGCAUCAAAAUUCGUGCAAAGCUGGAAGAGAUUGCAAUUACCGGAAAAUGGUGAGCGAGCCCACAAGUCUUAUGUUGUAGUUCAUAAUUACAUGGCAAGUCCAUAACAUAGGAACUGUAAAAUUUUAUAACUGUUUUGGAAAACAUCAUAUUAUUUCGGGACAGUCCCAUCAGUGCCCACUAGUGUUUUUCGAGGUGGGAUUGUUCCUAAUUUAGGAGAACGAAACUUUAAAAAUAAUCAUAAAUAUUAAUUAAAAAAUUAACUCAAAACAGGUUAAGGGAAAAGUAUUCAUCUAUAAGAUUACAAAUAAAGCUCUACUUUCCGGCCCUAGAGACUUCAUAUCUACAGUAGAAUCUCAAACUAAUAAAAAAAAUAUCACUGAA
Molecule: messenger RNA, 2270 nt
Organism: Physcomitrium patens
Lineage: Eukaryota; Viridiplantae; Streptophyta; Bryopsida; Funariales; Funariaceae
Product: phosphoglucan phosphatase DSP4, amyloplastic
Biological process (GO): protein dephosphorylation; starch catabolic process
Cellular component (GO): chloroplast
Molecular function (GO): carbohydrate phosphatase activity; starch binding
Source: RefSeq, a predicted model, not a curated record